Cynocephalus volans (Philippine flying lemur) is the source of this 1179-nucleotide messenger RNA. RefSeq names its product MAF bZIP transcription factor A (gene MAFA). The transcript has a single exon. The record is from RefSeq and is a predicted model, not a curated record. Gene Ontology annotation, biological process: response to glucose; insulin secretion; regulation of transcription by RNA polymerase II. Gene Ontology annotation, cellular component: nucleus. The coding region runs from base 87 to 1082 and encodes 331 amino acids. Gene Ontology annotation, molecular function: DNA-binding transcription factor activity, RNA polymerase II-specific; RNA polymerase II cis-regulatory region sequence-specific DNA binding. NCBI's taxonomy places the organism in Eukaryota, Metazoa, Chordata, Mammalia, Dermoptera, Cynocephalidae.
CCGGAGCCGCCGCCCGUGGGGAGCAGGGGGGGGGAGAGGCCCGCGGCUCCCCCCCCUGCCGCCCGUCGGGUCUGGGGCCCCGGGCGAUGGCCGCGGAGCUGGCGAUGGGCGCCGAGCUGCCCAGCAGCCCGCUGGCCAUCGAGUACGUCAACGACUUCGACCUGAUGAAGUUCGAGGUAAAGAAGGAGCCGCCCGAGGCCGAGCGCUUCUGCCACCGCCUGCCACCCGGCUCGCUGUCCUCGACGCCGCUCAGCACGCCCUGCUCCUCCGUGCCCUCCUCGCCCAGCUUCUGCGAGCCCAGCCCCGGCACCGGCGGCGGCGGCACCGGCGGCGCGGGGGGCGGCGGCGGGGCUCAGGCAGGGGGCGCCCCCGGGCCGCCGAGCGGGGGCCCCGGUGCCGUCGGGGGCACCUCGGGGAAGCCGGCGCUGGAGGAUCUGUACUGGAUGAGCGGCUACCAGCACCACCUCAACCCCGAGGCGCUCAACCUGACGCCCGAGGACGCGGUGGAGGCGCUCAUCAGCAACGGCCACCACGCCGGCCACCACGGCGCGCACCACCCGGCGGCCGCCGCGGCCUACGAGGCCUUCCGUGGCCAGGGCUUCGCGGGCGGCGGCGGCGCGGGCGACAUGGGCGCGAGCCACCACCACCACGGCGCGGGCCACCACCACCACGGCGCGGGCCACCACCACGGCGCGGGCCACCACGUGCGCCUGGAGGAGCGCUUCUCCGACGACCAGCUGGUGUCCAUGUCGGUGCGGGAGCUGAACCGGCAGCUCCGCGGCUUCAGCAAGGAGGAGGUCAUCCGGCUGAAGCAGAAGCGGCGCACGCUCAAGAACCGCGGCUACGCGCAGUCGUGCCGCUUCAAGCGGGUGCAGCAGCGGCACAUUCUGGAGACCGAGAAGUGCCAGCUCCAGGGCCAGGUGGAGCAGCUGAAGCUGGAGGUGGCGCGCCUGGCCAAGGAGCGGGACCUGUACAAGGAGAAAUACGAGAAGCUGGCGGGCCGGGGCGGCUUCCCGCGGGAGCCGUCGCCGCCGCAGGCCGGGCCCGGCGGGGCCAAGGGCGCGCCCGGCUUCUUCCUGUGAGCGCCGGGCCCCGCGCCCGCGCCGCCGCCGCCGCCAGGGACACGCUGGCGCGGGCCUCCCGGGGCCUCGGCCUGGACACCGCGGCCCAGGACGUGGA